Suillus plorans is the source of this 1038-nucleotide messenger RNA. RefSeq names its product Endoribonuclease L-PSP. The record is from RefSeq and is a predicted model, not a curated record. Lineage: Eukaryota; Fungi; Basidiomycota; Agaricomycetes; Boletales; Suillaceae. Gene Ontology annotation, cellular component: mitochondrion; cytosol. Gene Ontology annotation, molecular function: deaminase activity. The transcript has 4 exons. Bases 310 to 702 code for a protein of 130 amino acids.
AUGUUCAUUGCACCGCCCAUGUACGAUAUAUAUAUAUCAAGCAUGCACAAACGUAACGUGGGAUGAACUCAACCGUGCCGGAAAGUUUACCGUUGCACAGCCUCAGGCCUAUCUCAUGGAAGGAACUUCGCGAGCGCGAAGGAGCCUGACAGCUCCGAUCUUCCAUUCGUCUGAUAUAUGCAGCUGUCAGCGGAUUAGGCCACUGAUAGUAGCUUAUUCGGUCCGCUGUACUAACAAAAGCUAGAAGCUAUUUAUCUCCUCUAUUAUAGGAAUCAUCUUUAGCCCCCCACCUCAACCUACUAUCCUACCAUGCCCAAAGAGGUUGUGUACACUCUAGAUGCCGUCCCUCCCCUCAAAACUUUCUCCCAGGCCAUCAUAUCUAAAGGGUUCGUGUAUGUCUCAGGCAACAUUGGAUGUACAAACGAUUUCCAGAUCGUUGAGGGCGGAGUGCAGGGGCAAACAGUUGCUGCCCUUGAAAGUAUUCGCAAGAUUCUCCAUGCUGCAGGAUCUGGACUCCACCACGUUGUGAAGGCGAACAUCUAUCUCACUAAUCUGGCGGCGGAUUUUUCUGAAAUGAACAGAGCAUAUCUGACGUUCUUCGAUGAACAGGCGAUGCCUGCGAGGACUUGCAUCGGCGUAGCUUCUCUUCCGUUGGGCGCAAGCGUUGAGAUCGAGUGUGUAGCAGAACUUCCAGACGCCUGAUAUCCCAAGUAAUGCAUGAAGAUAAUGCAAGAAAGUUGUACAAUAGUGCGUUUCUACUCGUGAUUUAUUGCAAGUUAUUGCAAAGGACUAUGUAAACUCUGCGCUUCUGUACUGAAUAUAUAGGCAAUACAUUAUGUUAGCAAUCAGCAAAAUAACAAUAGUCAAUCGAAUCAAGGUCGUAAUCAAUACUCAUAUAAAGAAGAUACAAUACCAUCAAGAUCGCAGAUCAUCGUCGGGAAUGGACUGCAUAAUUUGUUCUCAUCAUCAUUGCCACCCUGCAUAGCCUGCACGUACGUCAAUCUAGAGUCCCGCAGCCACAGCGCUGCGCCACGCACC